UCUCACUCCGUGUAGGGCGGGCUCGGGGCUAUAAAUGCCAAGGUAUAUGCCGUUCUAGUGACUACGUCGGAGCUCACGCGGUCUUAGAUGACCGACCAGGCAGACUGUGCCAAUUCCUUCGAUGUCGCUCGUGAGGUUUACAAGGAGAACGUUGGCGACAUUUUCUCUCUCAGCAAUGCCCUAUCCGAAGAGCACGAUCUCCCUCUGAUACUCGUACCAAGACACCAGCUUACUCAAGAAGACCGAUCUCGAGAGUGAGCUUCCAUCCGGCUCUGUAAACGUGACGUAGAAUAAGGGCAGGUGAGUGUUCUCUAGCGUUGAGCUAGU
This is a messenger RNA of Phanerochaete carnosa HHB-10118-sp, 327 nucleotides long. RefSeq lists its product as uncharacterized. The transcript has a single exon. NCBI's taxonomy places the organism in Eukaryota, Fungi, Basidiomycota, Agaricomycetes, Polyporales, Phanerochaetaceae. The record is from RefSeq and is a predicted model, not a curated record. Bases 88 to 258 code for a protein of 56 amino acids.